AUGCCGCAGCUGCCGGGGGCCGGGGGCGGUGGGGGGGACCCGGAGCUCUGCGCCACCGACGAGAUGAUCCCCUUCAAGGACGAGGGGGACCCCCAGAAAGAGAAGAUCUUCGCUGAGAUCAGCCACCCCGAGGAGGAGGGCGACCUGGCCGACAUCAAGUCCUCCCUCGUCAACGAGUCCGAGAUCGCCCCCGGCGCCAACGGGCACGAGGUUUCCAGGCAGACUCAAGCACAGGAUUCCUACCAUGAUAAAGGCAGAGAACAUCCCGAGGAAGGAAAGCAUCCAGAUGGUGGCUUAUACAGCAAGGGACCAUCAUACUCUGGUUAUUCUGGGUAUAUCAUGAUGCCAAAUAUGAAUAACGACCCAUACAUGCCUAAUGGAUCUCUGUCGCCACCCAUCCCCAGAACAUCCAACAAGGUGCCCGUGGUACAGCCUUCUCAUGCGGUUCACCCCCUCACCCCUCUUAUCACCUACAGCGAUGAGCACUUUUCCCCGGGGUCACACCCGUCUCACGUCCCCUCUGAUGUCAGCUCCAAACAAGGCAUGUCCAGGCAUCCUCCAGCUCCUGAUCUCCCUACAUUCUAUCCCUUGUCUCCAGGGGGGGUUGGACAGAUAACACCACCUCUUGGCUGGCAAGGUCAGCCUGUAUAUCCCAUCUCGAGUGGAUUCAGGCAGCCCUACCCAUCCUCACUCUCAGUCGACCCUUCCAUGUCCAGGUUUUCACAUCACAUGAUUCCUGGUCCUCCAGGCCCUCACACAACUGGAAUCCCUCACCCAGCUAUUGUAACACCUCAAGUAAAACAAGAACAUCUGCACAAUGACAGUGAGCUAAUGCAUGUGAAGCCUCAGCAUGAACAGAGAAAAGAACAAGAGCCAAAAAGACCUCAUAUUAAGAAACCUCUGAAUGCUUUCAUGUUGUACAUGAAAGAAAUGAGAGCAAACGUUGUAGCAGAGUGUACUCUGAAAGAAAGCGCAGCUAUCAACCAGAUCCUUGGCAGAAGGUGGCAUGCUCUCUCCCGUGAAGAACAAGCAAAAUAUUAUGAACUAGCUCGUAAAGAAAGGCAGCUACACAUGCAGCUUUAUCCAGGCUGGUCUGCAAGAGACAACUAUGGGAAGAAAAAGAAGAGGAAGAGAGAGAAGUUGCAGGAAUCAGCAUCAGGUGGGAAAAGAAAUGCUUUCUCAACUUGCAAAGCAAAGGCGGCGACACCAGGACCCCUUCUGGAGAUGGAAGCUUGUUAA
Cinclus cinclus is the source of this 1239-nucleotide messenger RNA. RefSeq names its product lymphoid enhancer binding factor 1 (gene LEF1). Gene Ontology annotation, biological process: regulation of transcription by RNA polymerase II; canonical Wnt signaling pathway. NCBI's taxonomy places the organism in Eukaryota, Metazoa, Chordata, Aves, Passeriformes, Cinclidae. Gene Ontology annotation, cellular component: beta-catenin-TCF complex. Gene Ontology annotation, molecular function: RNA polymerase II cis-regulatory region sequence-specific DNA binding; DNA-binding transcription factor activity, RNA polymerase II-specific. The coding region runs from base 1 to 1239 and encodes 412 amino acids. The record is from RefSeq and is a predicted model, not a curated record. The transcript is spliced from 11 exons.